GGUCGGAAUACGAAUAUACCACUCGUAUUAACCGGGAUAAUCUAUUAAUCUAUAGAGAAAGGUAAAAUCCAAAAAUCCUGAAAAAAAAAAAAAGAAUCCCGAAUUCCGACCAGCCCUUUGCGAAAUCGGUUGGAGCAUUUGAUUUCUCCCUCAACUUUCUCCGAGUCUCCAAACACCUGACCUACGGAGUGAGUUUGUGUUGAGCUUCGAUUGCAAUGGAGAUGGCUAUGGAGGAGUCGUGCUCUCAUUCGCUUCUCUUCCUCACCCGCCACGACGGACGAACUCCUCGCUUUCUGAAAAAUCCUAUACAGAGUACGCCUCGAAUAUGUAGUUGUAGGAUUUUCCAAGCUUAUUUCUAGAUUUACCUUGUUUUAAUUUUCGCUUUCAAGUUGUACUUAGAGCGGAAAUCUUCGGGUUAUUGUGAAUUUGUGCUCUAGAUUCUGGUGAAUUUCUUCUUAGAUUGCUGAUGUUUGUGAAGAAUAGACUGAGGUCGGUAAAUUUCUAGGGUUUGUUUGUUUGGAUUGGGCUUUUAGGGUGAAUUGUGUGUGGCCUAGUUUCCCUUGAAAAAGAAGGAAAUUUGGGAUUGAAUACAAAUUGAACUUGUACAUGGAUACUGCACUCUGAACUCAAAUCUUGGUUGAAGUUGAUCUUUGGUGGUCUGGAAAUUUUAAUGGCGGGAAGGUGGGAUCUUGGGCUUCCAAAGGCUAAAGCUUGUAGUCUUCGAGAGCAAGCAACAAGAACAAUUCUUCGCAAUGUGAGGUCACAAGGGCACACAUAUGUUGAGGUCAGGGAAGAUGGGAAGAAGUUCAUUUUCUUCUGUACUCUGUGCCUUGCACCGUGCUAUAGCGAUAAGGUGCUGUUUGAUCACUUGAAGGGUAAUCUUCACAAUGAGAGAUUGGCUGCUGCUAAGGUUACUCUUUUACGACCAAAUCCUUGGCCUUUCAAUGAUGGUGUGGUUUUCUUUGACAAUUCAUAUGAGACUGAUAGAGUGUUAGUGACUCCAGAUGACAAUAAAUUUAGGCUGUUGGAGUCUCAUGACAAUGAGAACAAUCUUGCUAUUGUCAAAUAUGGGGAAAAUUUGAAUACCAAUGGCUAUGAUCAUUGCGGUGUUGAUGGGCGUGAAUGUAAUGGGUAUAUAGAUUUGCCAGGCUUGCAUUCAAAUGUUGGAGUUAAAUCCUUUGUUGAGAAUUCAACUGCUGAUGGAGCAAUUUCCUCUGUGGUGAUCCCUGGUGUUGUGGUUAGGGAUGAAAUUACUGAUAUAGAAGUGAGAGAGGUGGGUUUAGGAGAAAUUGCUGCAAGGUUCCUUGGGAAAGAUGGCAUUAGUAGAAUAUGGUGUGAAUGGUUGGGGGUAAAAUCUUUAGACAGUGAGAAUUUUUGCAAACUUCCUGAGCAUGAUUUCGCUGUUGUUACCUUCAGUUAUAAUAUUGAUUUGGGUAGAAAGGGUUUACUUGAUGAUGUAAGGAUGUUGCUCUCAUCCAGCCCUACAAUGGAAUCAGGGAAUGGUGAAGGCACCGGUUGUAAGAGAAAGAAAUCCUUUUCUGACCCUGAGGAUAUCAGUGACUCUCUAAGUAAUCAGUAUGAUUUGUUUGGGGAAGAUUCCUCUGCUUCCAGUGGUCCAGCAUCUAGGUUGCUUCUAGACCAUUAUGAUGAUCAGCUACCAUCACUGAAUACAAGAUUUAUUUUGAACAAAUCUAUAAGGCGAGAGCUAAGACGGCAACAGCGUUUAGCGUCAGGGAGAAUGUGUGAUAUCUGUCAACAGAGGAUGCUUCCUGGGAAAGAUGUAGCAACUCUCAUGAAUGUGAAGACUGGAAGGCUUGCUUGCAGUAGUCGAAAUGUGAAUGGGGCUUUUCAUGUGUUUCAUACUUCCUGCCUUAUACACUGGAUUCUUCUGUGUGAAGUUGAGAUAAUCACAAAUCAGAAUACUGGUUCAAAAGUGAGGAGAAGGUCUAGGAGAAAAACUGCAGCCAAGUGCAAUGGAACAGAUGCUCAGUUGAAAUCUAUGACCCCACAAAUUUAUUCAGUGUUCUGCCCAGAGUGCCAGGGUACUGGUAUUGUCGUUGAUGGAGAUGAACUGGAGAAACCGAAUCUUCCUUUGUCUCAGAUGUUCACGUAUAAGAUAAAGGUGAGUGAUGCACGUAGAGCAUGGAUGAAGAGUCCUGAAAUGUUGCAGAAUUGCUCGACUGGUUUUCAUUUUCCCUCCCAAUCUGAAGCAGGAAUCCAGGAGAAGGUGAAAACGCUGAAGUUGUUGCAUUUCUAUAGAGCACAUGAAUAGAGAGCUGGCUUCAAGAAUAGAAGGGACCCUGCAACUGUGUUUAGUUUCAGAGUAGCAUUUAUAUUUCACUUUUACUUUCCAUGCGUAACCCAGGUGUAUAUGCAUGAUGAAUAGAGUUUGGAGUGGACAGAAGUAGAUUGGUAAAGGGCAGUUAGCUUUUGUGGAUGUUCCCUAGUUGUGUUCUUAACACAGGUUACAUAUAUGUGGUGUACAUUGCUGGCCUGGCAUAUGUCUACUUAGACUGCAUUUCAGUGUGGAAUUAAAUAUAUGUAAUUAUAUUGUAAAUACCUUCUCAGGCAACUUAAUGAGUUAUUGCUAUGCCUGACGGACAUGUGACAAUAUUUCUGGUUUCUGCCCUUUUCGAAGCA
Messenger RNA from Rosa rugosa (rugosa rose), 2640 nucleotides. RefSeq lists its product as uncharacterized. The transcript has 4 exons. The record is from RefSeq and is a predicted model, not a curated record. NCBI's taxonomy places the organism in Eukaryota, Viridiplantae, Streptophyta, Magnoliopsida, Rosales, Rosaceae. The coding region runs from base 671 to 2272 and encodes 533 amino acids.